This is a messenger RNA of Alternaria novae-zelandiae, 4038 nucleotides long. RefSeq lists its product as uncharacterized. NCBI's taxonomy places the organism in Eukaryota, Fungi, Ascomycota, Dothideomycetes, Pleosporales, Pleosporaceae. Gene Ontology annotation, biological process: transmembrane transport. The record is from RefSeq and is a predicted model, not a curated record. Gene Ontology annotation, molecular function: transmembrane transporter activity. The transcript has 3 exons. The coding region runs from base 1 to 4038 and encodes 1345 amino acids.
AUGAGUGCAAACCCGGAGAUCAACCUCCCGAGAGACUCUGAGCUCGGAGAGUGCGCAGAUUCUGAAAGCCAAGCGGGAAUAAGCAUAUUGCCGGGUAUGCGCAGGCCUUCCGCAGAGGAACCGAGGGAUCGAAAUUCCACAGCGGAACCAGAUAACGACCCAGAGACAGACUCCCAUUAUGGAAAACAAAGCACCAGUAGCGAGUUCAUACCGCAAGAGAACGUGCAGGACUCGGAAAUUGUUUGGCGUUAUCUCACAUUCGACACCGAACUCCCACACGCGACCACGAUAUAUUCGACUCAAACCGACCAAGAAGCGCCACCUGAACCUCCGAACCUCGUCAAAUACACAAACCCUUUCGACUGGUCAGAGACAAGAAAGAGAUUCACGAUAUGUGUCUCAUGCAUCAUCACCGCUCUCACAGCGUUCUCGGCUGGCGCUUACAGCCCCGGCGUUGAGCAGAUGACGCAGGAAUGGGGUGUCAGCAGUGUUGCAGCGCUGGUCGGCAUCACGACCUUCACCACAGGAUUCGCUAUCGCGCCGAUGGUUCUUGCCCCGUUUUCUGAGAUCAACGGUCGCCGGCCAGUCUUCCUCGCUUCAGGCAUUUUAUUCGUCAUCUGCCAGCUCUGCUCUGGCCUCACACAGUCAUAUGCUGGCAUGCUCGUCGCGCGCUUCUUCUUGGGCGUGGGCGGAUCUACCUUCUCCACUAUGGUUGGUGGCGUGGUCUCAGACAUCUACCAUGCUGAGGAUCGGAACACACCCAUGGCUCUCUUCUCGGGUGCUGCUCUGUUUGGUACUUCAUGGGGACCUUUAGUAUGUGGCUUCAUCGCGCAGAACACAACUUGGAGGUGGAUCUUCUACGUACAGGCCAUUUCAUGCGGGGCGGUGGUCGUGCUGAUAUGUGUCGUAUUCAAGGAGACCCGCGGCUCGGUUCUCCUGUCCAGGAAAGCCAAAGCUUUGAACAAGUGGUAUGAGGCAUGCGAGCAAUCCGGCUAUUACGGCUUUAAUGUCAACAACACCGAAAAGCCAGGAUCCAUGGAAUCGCUGCGUUUGAGGUGGAAGGUGCGAUCUGAUGAAGAACGAGCUUCGCUUGGCAAGAUGAUAGGAGUUUCUCUCUACCGCCCAUUCCAUCUUCUCUUCACCGAACCUGUUGUGUUCUGGUUCUCCCUCUGGGUAGCCUUCUCCUGGGCUGUUCUCUACCUCACGUUGGCAGCAAUCCCGCUAGUAUUCCAAAACAACCAUGGCUUCUCGCUACAACAAGCCAACGCGGUCUUCGCGUCGAUGGGAAUCGCCAGUAUCCUGUCGACCAUACUAUCUAUUUAUCAAGAGAAAAUCGCAAAGAAGAGCGGGAAGUUGACCGGCACGCCAGAAGGUCGCCUUUACUUCGCUUGCAUAGAAAGCGCUUGCAUGCCCAUCGGCCUCUUCAUGUUCGGAUGGACAAGCUUCCCCGAGAUACAUUGGGUUGUACCCGCAAUUGCGAUUGGUAUCGCUACCGUUGGCAUCUUCAGCAUCUACCUGGCGACCUUCAAUUACCUCGCAGACACGUAUCAUCGCUAUGCGAGUUCGGCACUGGCGGCGCAGUCUUUCUGCCGGAAUAUGCUUGGUGGCAUAUUCCCACUCAUCACGACCCAAAUGUAUAACAAGCUUGGGUAUGGUCCUGCGAGCAGUCUGCUUGGCGGAAUUGGCGCGUUGUUGACCAUUGUGCCGUGGAUUCUGGUGUUCUACGGACCUAGGAUUAGAGCAAGGAUGGCACUCACACGGUUCAAGCGCACAUUACCUUAUGCGCGAGCUUCUGUACGAGAGCUCACACAUACUCUCCGUUUCCCGCCGGCUCAUGCAGAGCUGUAUGAUGGACCGCACGCAGAAUGGCUUCGAGACUGUUUGGAACACCUACCUCGUCUGCAGUGCCUGAUUGUGGACGGCCUGCCCUUCUUCGAUCACGCAUGUCUUCUGAGCCUGCGACACUCAAGCCUACAAUGGAGGUUGACUCGCCCCAACGCAUAUCCGGUGUUCAGCCUACGCCUACUAGAUGCUUCCAGCUGUACAAAUGCUACAUCGAUGGGCCUUGCAGAAGCUUUACCGCACUUUCCAGAUCUUGUCUCGCUGGAUCUAUCAAAGACUGCAGCCGCGAGAGACAACGCGGUUCUUUCCACCUUCAAGUACCUCCGAAAUCUGCGCGUGCUGAAUCUUCGCGGAAUUGGCAUCAGGGAUGAGGAGUUCUCAGUAGUUGCGCAUGCAAUCAGCAGCCGCGUCAGAAGCCUUGAUAUCAGCAACAACCUUUUGACGGACACUAGCGUGCGACUCCUUCUUGAACUGUGCUUGAAAGAGAGGGUUGUUGUGACGCAUUCUUCUCGUGGACCACUGGCGCCUGUCGAGAACGCCAACCCAACCGAUGGACCAGAGACCUUUGAAUCUGAAAACCUCGUGGGCCAUCUUCGCAAGAAGCUUACAGGCGGCUUCAUCGGCAGUCUAAGCAUUGAGGAGUCGAGCGAUGUCGGAGUUUCGCACUUGUAUCUCUCCAGUAAUGUAAUAACUGUUGAAGGUAUAUCGGCUUUGCUGCGAUCAAGACGCUUGCAAGUCCUAGAUGUGGGUAUACUACCCGCUGUAGUGACGUAUCCGUCUAACCUCACGCUCGAAACACCGAAUGAUGACUUGGAACUACCUAGCGUAUCAAAACUUACUCCAAUACUUGCAGAGUAUGCUUCAUCUAGACUGCGAUACUUGCGGAUCAACUACGAGUUGGUAACAGAAGACGCCCCUUUGGAAACGCCCAAUUCGCCGCGCGCGGAACUCACUGGGGACCUCGCUAUCUACAAACCUUCAAAUGCGCAUGAGCUCGAAGCUGUAGAGCCACCGACACCCGAACUCGACUCCAUCCCAUUAGCCGUACACGAGGUUUCAGGGGACUCAUCAUAUCCGGUUGAGCUUCCCGGCUCACCUGUAACGCCUCAACUCGCUGAAAACGACAGGCCAGAAUCAGAAUUUCCCGAUCGUGAAAGACGAGACGCCAAAAACGUUCCUAAAAUAUGCGUUACUCCACAAUCACUACAAAUCAACCGGGAUCCUGCCUGCGCUCCGGAAGUCAUACCUGUAGACUCGCCAUUGAGCCCUCUUAGCCCACUGGGAAACGGGAUCUACCAGCCUCACGCAGCUGCAAACAGACAGGAUCCUGGAGAACGUCUUUCAUCGUCUACGCCGACCCACGGCAGCAGUGCACUGGAUCAACCGACCCCCAAGACUACGACGAGGUCACGAGGCAAUUCGUUCUACUACAUCGAGGACAGAAAAGUCCGACUGGACUUUCGCCAAGCAAGUGAACCUCGACUAAAUCCUGGGAUGCUUCCGAAGCUUCACACUCUCGUUCUAACAGACGUGCCGACCAUGACCAGCGAUAGGAAAAUCGUUCAUCGGAUUAUACAGUUCAUCAAGGAUGCAGCCGAGGAGGCUUCAAUCGCCAAGCAACGGGCCAGGCACACUUAUGUGCUACCGCCAGGACGUAGGCGUGCCAUAGCAGAAGAAGAGUAUGCACGAAACCAGUUUGCCCUUCGGAGAGUAGUACUUGAGAUGGCGGCCCCACAGUCAGCGUCUAAGAAGAUCUCUACCAGUUGGCGGGCUUAUCCAACAAAGUCAACUACUGAAGAUGCGGACUCUGAAGCAUUUUGGGAGGCAGCAACGCAUGACUUCUCCUUCUUCGAUGACGAAGAGUGCGGACAGCCUGGUCGUGAGCCAGGCCGCACUCUGCCCUUGGCAGCUAUGAGCGGAUUGGAGCUUGCACCUAGCAAUCCCGUCUUACCAGUAGACACAAGUAAGAAUGCUCAUGAUACAAUCCCGCUCAUCGAUGUAGUGGGUGAGAUUGGCAAGUUUCGGCGAGAAAGGAAGGCCACAUACAAUAAUUUAGUGGAGAUGGGCAAGGCUGAGCCCGAUGUAGAGGGGUACUGGCCUGGGGACAUUACAGUUCUGAGGAAGCCAGUGAACUCAGAAGCUGGGGAACUCGACUGUUAUGGCAACCGGUAUGAACUGGGUUGGUUCUAUCGUUGA